Gallus gallus (chicken) is the source of this 2907-nucleotide messenger RNA. It is a transcript of the gene PRPS1L1, whose product is annotated as phosphoribosyl pyrophosphate synthetase 1-like 1. The transcript is spliced from 8 exons. Gene Ontology annotation, cellular component: cytoplasm; ribose phosphate diphosphokinase complex. Lineage: Eukaryota; Metazoa; Chordata; Aves; Galliformes; Phasianidae. Gene Ontology annotation, biological process: purine nucleotide biosynthetic process; ribonucleoside monophosphate biosynthetic process; 5-phosphoribose 1-diphosphate biosynthetic process. The record is from RefSeq and is a predicted model, not a curated record. Gene Ontology annotation, molecular function: magnesium ion binding; ATP binding; ribose phosphate diphosphokinase activity. Bases 174 to 1169 code for a protein of 331 amino acids.
GGGGUAAGAUGGCGGAGUAGCCGCGGGCCGGCGUGGCUUGCGCUCUCCUUGCCGCGUCCCCUUGCAGGAGGCGGGUGGAUCCCAGCGCCGCAGCGGGCCGCGGUGCGAGGCGGAGCGGGGAGCAGGAGGAGGGGAAGGAGGAAGGCAGCGCUCCCGCCGCCGCAGCCGCCGCCAUGCCCAACAUCAAGAUCUUCAGCGGGAGCUCGCACCAGGACCUGUCGCAGAAGAUCGCCGACCGCCUGGGCCUGGAGCUGGGCAAGGUGGUGACCAAGAAGUUCAGCAACCAGGAGACAUGUGUGGAAAUAGGCGAGAGCGUACGUGGGGAGGACGUCUACAUUGUGCAGAGUGGCUGUGGGGAAAUCAAUGACAAUCUGAUGGAGCUCCUUAUCAUGAUAAAUGCAUGCAAGAUUGCCUCAGCCAGCAGAGUCACAGCUGUCAUCCCUUGCUUCCCUUACGCUCGGCAGGACAAAAAGGACAAGAGCCGAGCCCCGAUCUCUGCCAAGCUGGUUGCAAACAUGCUGUCUGUGGCAGGAGCAGAUCACAUAAUCACAAUGGACCUGCAUGCAUCUCAGAUUCAGGGCUUUUUUGACAUCCCUGUUGAUAACUUGUAUGCUGAACCUGCUGUACUGAAAUGGAUCAAAGAGAAUAUUCCUGAGUGGAAGAACUGCACCAUUGUUUCACCAGAUGCUGGUGGAGCCAAGAGAGUGACCUCCAUUGCAGAUCGAUUGAAUGUAGACUUUGCCCUCAUUCACAAGGAGCGCAAGAAAGCCAACGAGGUGGACCGCAUGGUGCUGGUGGGUGAUGUGAAGGACAGGGUGGCCAUUCUGGUGGACGAUAUGGCAGACACGUGUGGCACCAUCUGUCACGCUGCAGACAAGCUCGUGUCAGCCGGAGCCACCAAAGUUUAUGCCAUCUUAACUCAUGGGAUCUUCUCUGGGCCGGCGAUUUCUCGGAUCAACAAUGCCUGUUUUGAGGCAGUGGUAGUCACAAACACAAUCCCCCAGGAGGACAAGAUGAAGCAGUGCCCUAAAAUCCAGCAGACCUGUUACACCUAUGAAAGGCACCUGCUUAUCCAGGUGAUUGACAUCUCAAUGAUCCUUGCGGAAGCCAUCAGGAGGACUCAUAAUGGGGAAUCUGUCUCCUACCUAUUCAGCCAUGUCCCUUUAUAACAACCGAUGCCAGCUUCUGCUUGUAUGGCUUUUCUUUUUUUUUUAAACCAAAAGUUGUUCAGCUUGUUGUAAAGUCCAGUAGAAGACUCUGCUUGUUCCAGUGCAGUUCUCCACAGCUCCUCCUGCUUUAAGUCAGGCUUACUGGCUCUGACCCCAGCACUGGGAGGCUGGGGCGUAAAGCUCAUCUCUGUAACACUCCAGCUCUGCCAGCAACCCUGUGCAUGGGGGCUCAUCAGUAGGAUUGGCUCAAUACUGCAGAUCUGUGGAGAGCAGGACUGACACAUGGCACGUUGCCACAAUUAUUUUUGGAGGGGGGGGGGGUGGGGAGAGGGUUUGUCUGCGGGCAGGGUUAGAUGACCUGGUGUGCACACCCUGAAUUGUUUGGGAAGUAGAUCUCCCUAGGACACGUGGGUCUGGAUGUACAACAGGAGCCCGAGAGACUGCUGUCUUAUUGCUCACACCUGCCAGCUCUUGAAGAGGGAUGAGGAAGGCCUGUGUCUUGGCCAAGCUUUGACAAUAGCUGAAGCCCUGGGGACACCUAAGAAGUGUUUCACACCUGGGAGUGGUUCAGCUACACCUUCCUCUUGCUAAAGGAGGUAGGCGUAACUUGCAGACUUGAAUUCCCCCUAAUUGCUGAAGAAAUGUCCUUUAAUGUGCUGCACAACAGAAUGCUGAGAGCAUGGUCUGCAGUACUGCCUUGCUGUUGGGUUAACUUAGUGGUGAAGGUGCUCCUUGGGCAAGUAUUCUUCCCCCUCUUAUGCAGAGGACAUCUGCUGGUUGUGGGCUAUAGGUUUUAGGGUAGGUUAAAACCAGUUCCUCCAUUUCACAAGUUCCCAUUAGCCUUGCUGCUGACUGGAGGACUGUGUAGUGUGCUGUGGCUGCACCUGGACAUGCUGUACACAUGUACCUUGGUCUGCUUUCACCAGUACUAUGGUAACUGAGCCCCUCCAUCCCACAGAAGCUUGGCUUCUGGCAAUGGAUUGAAGGGGCUCGUGUUACACAGCACUGGGAAAACUGCAGAUCCAAAACCAACCUGAUGGGCAGCAAGGUGCCCAGAAGAGAACUACCAAAACUAGAGUUAGCUGAGGCUCUUGGGUGUAAAACCAAUAUCAUCCAAAACUUGAACACAUAGUAACUGUACCAGACAAUCUUAAUAUGUUACGUCUCUCCUGGACUCUUAUGGUGUUACAGGCCAAGCUGUUUUAUGCUCUGGUUUUUAUAAGCACUCCUCCUUGGUUUGUUUGUGAGAUGGGGAAGGGAAAAGGGAAAAGAAGGAACUCGAGAUGACUUGCUGGGGUAACUAGCAUGGCACGGGGGGGCUGGGCUGUAAGUGGAACGAACCGCAAAGAGGUGGUCGAGAUCUGGGAAGUACUGCUUCAGUUGUGCCUUUUAAUGAGAACUUCUCCCCUCUCCCAUCCUAGAAUCCCUGUCCCGUGGCAAUGUUAACACUUCCAUUACAGUGUAGGGUUGUUUUUUAUUUUGUAUAAGAAUUGGUGUUUGUCUGGAAAGUGCGUCCCCUCGCUUUGCUUUGCAUCCUGCACUGAGCUGUGCCGAGAGCCCAAUUCAAUUCCUGCCUCCUGCUUUGGAGCCCCGCUGCUGCACUGCCAACGCCUCGAGAGCUGAGAGCCACAGGACGUCAGAGCAGCAGCGUGAGGAUUCGCAGCAGCAUUUGUGUUUAAAUAUGUGACCUGAUGAAGGAAUUAAACUUUUAUUUAAAAAAAAAAAACCACCAACCCAA